AUGCGGCAUUCCACGCUCCAGAACCUUGAAGUGGACGAUGGGCGAUCCGUCCUGUCCAACUCCAGUCUUGGAAGUCACUCAUCGGAGACAAUAAAACAUUCCACGAAUACUUUACAGGCUCAACUGAAGAACCGAAAGUAAGUCUAAGAUUUCUGAUAUUAUUCUUUUUAUUUUUAGGUUUACAGCUGCAUUGGGUCGUGUUGGACAUGCCAGAGAGGCUCGAGAUGCUGUAGCGAAGCUGAUUAAUCGAGUAAGAGACAAUUUCCGUGACUUUCUGCCAAAAUCGACGUGUGCAAUAUAAUCUGUCGUUUUUCAGCGGUCUCCCCCAAUUGCCCAGCCCUUAGACUUUGAGGGAUUUGUUACCGAGUUCAAUGCCGAGCUGGAGACCGAUUCUCUUCGGGAUUUGGUCGUCUUUCCACGGGAUGACAUCACCGUGAGUUUAUUUUAGUCCAUUGUUUCUAUUUUUAGUUGUGUAAACCGUGCAAAAAGGAGAUAUAUGCCGCAGAAAAGGUCGCUGAGCAGUACAAGGACGCCACCGAUUGGGGAUUAGUCAAGGAAGCCAUCCAGCAUUUCUCCACACCUUGCAGUGUUAUUAAAUUUAAUUACGAAAGCUUCUUUGGCGAUUGUGAAAAGUAAGUGUGAUUUUUCCAUUAUUAUUCUUCGGUUUUUAGGUAUCUCGCGAAUUCAGGUCUUGAAGAGCUUAUUUUCGAAUCAGAAGAUCCCAUCGAAAUCUUAAAGGUAGAAUUUUCCACCAAAUUUAUAUUACACUACCAGUCUAAUAUAAAAACCUCCGAAAAAAUGUAUCUUCUUCCAGGAAAAGGAGAAAGCUCCUAUUGGAAAAAUAAAAGAGGGUCAUUUACUGUUGGAGAUCAAAGGAGAAAGCAAUUCGAAACUGUUCAAAGGUCGAAAACGAAGAUUUUGUCUUCUGAAGAGGACUGUUGAGAACAAUGUAAUUUUUGAAGUCUCCAAGCAAAAAGAUGGGUCCAAAUCGGUGUACGAGAUCAAAUCAGCCCAUUUGAAGACUUUUAACAAGCAACGGACCAAUGUUUUGCAACUAAUUCCUACUGGAAAAGACUGUCCCCAUGAGAUUUUGGCCUUCGAAGCUGACUCUGGAAGCAUCGGAGAUUGGUUUCAGAGUGUGGACUUGGCUAUAAAAAGUAAGGAAGUUUACUAUAAAGUCGAUUUAAGGAGAAGUAAUCAGAAAAAAUUUGGGUUUUUUCUAAAUUUCAUAUUAUUUUAGGUGUUCCAGCCGAGGAAUCGGAUAAAAUCUCGGAGCCAAGUCUCAGUGAGACGAUUAACGAGAGUCUCAGAAGUUCAGGGAGCUCCGGAGGUAAGAUUGAGCUAUCUUUCGAUAAAAUUGUUUUGGUUUUUAGGUAAGAAAAUUGUAUAUUAUACUUGCAGACCAUGUAAGUCGUGCAUCGCUUCGACAAAAAAAUUCCGUGGAAUCGCUUCUCCGCCCGCCGACAGUCAAACGGAAGAACGUUUUUAGUCUGUACGAGAAUGUGGAACCAAUGAGCCGACCGCCCGGCGAAGGCACCGCGAUUUUGGAGGAUCCGGACGACGAAUAUCAACCCUGUUCCGUGGAUUUGUCCCUAAUGAACGUGGAGGGCAAGAACACGUUGGACGGGAAUGCCAAUCAAACCUGCCAUUCGGUCCGACGCCUCCGGCAAUUCGUUGAUUUGACCUGCAAUUCCAUGAGGCUUACUGUAACAACGGAUGCGGGCCCGAUGCAAAUCGAACCCUUCUUUGUGAACGUGUUUUUGUUUGACCCGGAAAGUGGAGAGAGAUUGACGAAUGAACUGGAGUUCAUGGUCGCAAAUGAGGAGUAUAAGAAAUUGGCGAGUGAGGGGAAGAAUAACAUGUAUAACAUGUUUGAUAUGGAAAAUUUGAACUGGGAGGUGAGUGGAACGAAGGUUAUAAGCGGUUGGGUUUACAGUAGAAGAUUUUUUUUGGUCAAAAGUUGAAUUUUUGCGUCAACCAGUGUUGCUUGAAGAACAAAAACCUCUGUGAAAAUCCACCUGACAUCUUAAUACUGAAAUUUAAACGUUUUAAAACAAAUUUCAGCUGCUAAUUUUUGUAUUUCUAACAAAAAAAUCCCAUUUUUUGAUAAAAAAUCGUGUAAACCUCGGAUUUCCUUCAAAACUUCGAUUUAAAAAUCCGAGUGUAAAUCACCGUUUUCGGCCUUCUGUAGUGACGGAUCUGAACCAGUGGCAAAAAACGUAGCAUUUUGCAUCCGGGAAGCAUCAAAAAUGCAGCAAAAUACCUCCCUCUCCAAGUGAAAAAACUCCGUUUUGAAGAGUCCUCACAAAAAGAGCGGGCGCGCUUUUGAAAUUUGAGUUUUUUACUUGGAAAUGGAGGUAUUUUGCCACAUUUUUGAUACUUUCGGGAUGUAAAAUGGUAUCUUUUUUGCUACUGGAUCAGAUCCGUCACUGCAGAAGGCCGAAGACGGUGUUUUACAUGCGGAUUUAUCGAAAUUUUGAUGGAAAUCCGAGGUUUACACGAUUUUUUGUCGAAAAGUUGGGAUUUUUUUGUUAGAAAUACAAAAAUUUGCAGCUGAAAUUUAUUUUAAAACGUUUAAAUUGCAGUGUUAUGAUGUUAGGUGGAUUUUCACAGAGGUUUUUGUUCUUCAAGCAUCACUGGUUGACGCAAAAAUUCAAUUUUUUACCAAAAAAUCGGACUUUUUGGUUAAAUAUCCCGAUUUUUUGAUAAAAAUUGAAAAAAAUAUCUGUGAAAAUAGUUUUAAGAUAGUUACAACACUAUCUGUCAUUGGUAAUUUAUUUUUACAGACUAUUUUUUCAUCUUACUCAUGAUUUUUUGACUGAAAAUGGGAUUUUUUGCGACAAAAUCAGUAUUUUUUCAGGCCUCCCUAAGGUCUCAAAAGCUCCCAGAAUCAACCCAAAUUGUUGUCAGAGUUGAAAGAAUCCUCUCGGGAGUCCAGUCCGACGUCUACUUUAAGAACACGGUGGACAAGAAAAGCUUGGCCAAACAUCAAAAAGUCCUCUUGAAUGCCUUCAAUAAACUAAAUGAAUGCCGCACCCUGAUCGGAUGGACGACAAGACCGUUGAAAGGACAUCAAAACGGAGAAUUACUGCCGAUUUAUCGACAUGAAGGCCAUUUGAAUGAUCAGGAUUUGAAGAAGUUUUUGGGAGACCAUCAAAAGUAUGUUGAACAUGGGCUUUGAUGGGUAGUAUUGAAGUUUUUGGGGAAUUUGGCUGGUUUUUGGUUAUUUUUAAUGGAUUUGUUGAUAUUUUGGGGCGGAUUGGGAAGCUGGCUGGCGAUUGUGAGCUGUUUCAAAAGAGAUUGGGACCGAUUUUUUCUCUCGAAAUAGAGGUUUAUCAAGUAGAACAUAGAAGCAGAAUUUUAUUUGAAAAUCUCAUUUAUUUGCAUUUUCCUGAAGUCUACGUUGCAAAUGGUUCACAGGCCAAUCCUUUGGUCUGGUGAUCACUGAGAUUAGCCGUAAGUUGGCGUGACAAACCUGCUGACUACCGUAACCGACUGAUUUGAAACCGGUUUUCGUCCUAAAAAACUGAGGACUGCCGCACGGAUCUCACUAAAAAUAGGUUUAUCAUGAUGCAAAUUUACUAGUGAACUUGUUGAGCAUUGAAUUUUUUUGGGAAAAUUGGAGUUUUUUUGGCGUUUUCGUUGUGAGACCAAGAAAUAAAAGAAUUUCCGAAAAAUCGGUCAUAAUGACGAUUUUUUAAGUAAAAGUGUGGUAAAUGGUAUAAAAAAUGUGUUCAUAGAACCUGUUUUAAAAAAUUCAGUCUCUUAUUCAGUCACUAUGACGGAUUUUUUGGAGCUUUUCAAAUUUUUGGGUCCCGCAACGAAAUCCUUUCCCUAAAGAGAACCGAUCAAAUUUGGAGUAACGCCGAAUCAAAACGAACUUACGAAUUCAUUACGAAGCUGAUAAAAGGCGUCAUUCCACAAAUGGCAACCCAAUGAAGGUUAAUAAUUGCCGCGAAGAGCAGCUGGUUUUUCGCAGAAUUUUGAUAAUUCCAAGCAUACAUGUUACCAACAGUACUCAUAAAUGAAAGCACAUUCUGCGCCAAGAUCUGCUGCUCUUUGUUUUUGAGCCGUUUUGCUUUGACAUAUUUGUAGCGCUGAAAAUAGAGAAAGGCAUGUUAUGGUUGGCAAAAAAAUGUAACAUUUUGCAUCUGGGAAGUAUCAAAAAUGGAGCAAAAUACCUCCCUCUACAAGUGAAAAAACUAAUUUUAGUUGGAGAGGGAGGUAUUUUGCUACAUUUUUGAUGCUUCCCGGACGUAAAAUGGCACAUUUCUUGCCGCUAGAUCAGGUCCGUCACUGUAACAAAAGCGUCUCUAGUCGAAAUAAGAAAACGAUUACCUUUAAACCAGCUGACAAAACGAUAAAACAGCUCAAGAUGAACGUUAAAAUAAGUUCUGCAUAUUGGCUUCUGUAGAGAAAGUCGUACAAAGUAGAGUCGGCUUGGCUAACGGUAGUCCAGCAGAGCGCAGAAACAACAAAAAUUAAAUUGUGAUUGCAAAAGUAAAAUAAGUAAGCAGUUAUUGCACCGAGAAUCCAACAAAAGAGGAUUUGAGCCUAAAAUUUAAGAGAUUUUUUGAUGAGAAAGAUUAUAAUGCUCUGUUGUACAAUCAACAAUUGCUUACAUUGGCACAGGCUGGGCGAAUUUCGCCCCUUGUAAAGUUCAGCAUACAAAACCGAUCAAAUGCCAGUAAUAAAUAAAGAAAUAUCAUAACAUUCCAACUGCAAUACAUUAUAUGGCCGAGUAUCUGAAAAGGAUAUUAUACGGAGUGUAACUGCGGACAGAAAGGUCUUAAAAGAUAUCAAAAAGAGCUCUAAUUUGGUAGAAAAGUAUCACAGAGGAAUAAGGUAUUAAUAUAUUUAUUCUUCUGUGAUACUUUUUGAUACCAAAUUCGAGCUUUUUUUGAUAUCUUUUUUGACCUUGUUGUUAACUGGAACCGGUUUCCAGAGAAAUUAACUGCGGACGGAAAGGUCAUAAAAGAUAUCAAAAUGGGCCCGAAUUUGGUGUCAAAAAGUAUCACAGAGGAAUAAUAGAUAUUUUUAUUCCUCUGUGACACUUUUUGAUACCAAAUUCGAGCUUAUUUUGAUAUCUUUUUUGACCUUGUAGCCGACGGAACCGCUCUCCAAAGAGAUUAGUUUUGAACGACCUACCAAAUUCAAAGUAAGGUCUAAUUCCUUGUUGAACAAUAAGGCACAUCCACCAAAGAAAUGAGGUAUAAGUUGGAGAAUAUCGGACAGAUUUUGUGAAAUCAUUAUUCGAUAUGCGGAUUUAUCCCGAUGCAAACGGCUUCGGAUCAUUGCCUAAAAAAAUUAUUUUUGCCCCCGAAAAAGCGUAAAAGAUCAUUUACAUGGCCAAAAAAGUGCUUACCACUACUGUGACUACCAGAAAAAGCGUCGCAAUUAGGCUAGUAAUGAUUGUAGCUAACCCAAAGAACACGGCGUAACCAUCGGACAUUGCCAAAUUCUGAAGGUUGUGUUGUAGUUUACGUGGCGGCAUCAAGAGAAAGUUUCGUUUACGAGGAACAGGCGGCAAAUUUGAUUAAUGAAAUGUAAUCAAAGAAUGGUUUGGCGUUUUUUAGAGCCGAAUAGUAAACCAGAACAGAGGUAUAGUUGUUAGAAAGGGGCUCUGCGUAGGCAAUGUUACGGAAUGGGAGAUUCGGCAAGGUGUCGUGGGUAAUAAGGAUGAACAGAGAACAAACAACUAGCGUCCAUGAACUUUUAAGAGUACUUGUAGUCAGACUAAUGAGCCCUCCGCUGGAUAAACACUAUAUUUGCGAGAGGUAGAUGUCUGUUCGAGGCGAAAAAACUGACAAUUUUUACUCGUCGUUUGACCGAGGUUUUUUCAAUAGAUGUAAAAUUUCGGUCGUCAAAAAGUAGAGAAAGCAAACUGAACCAAAAUUUGAUAUUGUAAUGGAUGGGAGAGGGAUUAAAAGCUUCCAAAAGAUCUGCAAAAAUUGUAGUGGCAGUAGAAAUUACUCACAAAAGAGAUAAUAAUGAAGAUUUUGAAAUUCGUAGUCUUGGGCUCGGUUUUUUAAUCUGUAGGCAUCGAAAAGUUUGUGCGGACAAAGAAAUGUUCUUUCAUCCUUCAGAACAGUUUACUUUGGAUUACACAUUCAUCAGCUGUGUCUAAAGACAUGAUGAUUCCUAAAUUUGGAAGAGUGUCCCGAAAAACGUGGAUCCGAAACAUUUCCCGAAUAAUUUUUUUUGUCAAAUGGACUUUCGGAGGUAAAUUUAUUAGCUCCACCGUACAUUUAUACGUGUAUUUGCCUAAUUACCUAUAUUUCGGACUUUAUAAUUUGCGGGCAAAAAAGUGCGGGAACCGAAAAGUCCAUUUUCGGGCGAAAAAAGUUCCUCAUUAUGGGAAAUACUAAUAGAAAAAGCUCUACCAGUUUUUACUUUUAGUACAGGUUCAAAUCAACAGUUUUUUUGUAUCUUCGAUAUCUUGCAAAUUCGGGCCCAUUCGGUUACCAGCCCUGAACCAGCUAUAUGAAUGGCAUUGUACCUUGCUCCCUUCAAAAAGCAUAAUCUGACAGAAAUCAGGGUCUAGAUGCCCAACGGGUUUGUUAGUAACCAAAUUUAGCAUAACUGCUUUGACCUUUUUUAAACAUAGCUUCAAGCUAUUCUUAAAGUAUAGAGAUCGAGUUAUACAAGGCAAGUUAAAAUAUGGAGGAUAAUAAAUGUAGUUUUUGUUGGAUUACAACUACUUAGCUAUUGGUUAUUACAAGAGCCCCUGUAGGAAGGUUGGGGAUCAUAUUUCUCGUGACAAGUACGGUAUACUUUACUCUAAUUGUCAAAAAACACGUUUCCCCUCCUUAUAACUGACUAAUACGAAAAUAUAUAUAUUACACCGACAAAUGUAGUCGGUUUGAACUUGCUAAGGUUCGUCAUUACACGAAAAAUUUUUGCUACGUACUUGACCCUACACACUAUACAUUGCUGUCAAAAUAUUCAUAAGAUUUUCGAGGAAAGGCAAAGUUAUUUCAAAGCUUUAUUAACCUUUAAUAUAUACAAUACGUUUUCCCGGUACUUACACAUAAACAAUAUAAAUAAUUGACUAUUUCAACAAGGAACUGUAUGAGAAGCGAUGAUUAGAUUGUGAUGAAACUUGGCACAAAUUGAGAAUAAAGUUUUCUACGAUUUCCCGGGAUGUUUAGCUCACGUUUUGCUGAAAUUACCGAAAUUUUAAGGUCGAACAAACGCAAAUUUUUACCUUAUUUUGACCUUUAAGUAUCGGUAAUUUCCGCAAAAUGCAAGCUAAAAAUCUCGGAAAAAUCGUAGAAAACUCUAUUCUCAAUUUGUGCCAGGUUUCUUUGAAAUCUAAUCCUCGAACUCAAAAGGCUAUCCCCGUCAAAAUUAAACUUUGAAAUCAAUUGGAGAUUUUUGAUUGUCGAUGAUGGAAAUUUGAAUGGGAUAUCGGACCUUAUUCAACAUCAUUUGACGAUGAUUUUUUGCUUUCUUGCAGCAACCUUUGAAUGGCAGUUUAACCUCUCUAAAAAAUGAUUUCGAAAACAGAUUUUUUGACUUACUCAAUGAAUCCAAAGAGCACAACAAAAAGAAUGCAGAUGCUGAACCAAAGCUGUUUUUGCAAAAAUUCGACCAAAUAAAAGUCGCUGAUGAAUUGAGCAACAACGAAGAGUGAGGAAAAUGUGAGGACAAACCGGAUUACAGUACUGUUGGAGGUCUGAAAGAGUACUUUUUAUUAGGCUUUUACAAUGAAAUCCCACAGAAAAUGUCCUUUUGAAAUGUCACGUUGGCGAAUUUGAGAAAAUAGUACAAGUCUAGUUUUUGCGUCAUAACACAAAGUCCAGAGAGCAGAUGAAAAAUUCAGAAUAUAAUACAGUGGCGGACCUGAUUCGGUGGCAAAAAACGCACCGUUUUGCAUCUGGGAAGUAUAAAAAAUGUGGCGAAAUGCGUCCCUCUCCAAGUGAAAAAACCUCCAGUUUCAAAGGCGCGCCUAAUCUUUUUGUGGCGGAUAAAGCACGAUCUUCAAACCGGAGUUUUUAGUUAGAGAGAGGAGUAUUUUGCCACAUUUUUGAUGCUUCCCGGAUGCAAAAUGGUACGUUUUUUGCCAUUGGAUCAGGUCCGCCACUGUUUUGUUUUGUGAUAUUUUCCGUGCUUUGUUUAUUUAUGCAUCUUAUGACGCAAAAAUUGGACUCGUACAAUUUUCCCAAAUUUGACAACGUGACAUCUCAAAAGUACACUUUUUUGUGCGAUUUUGUUGGUCAAUUCCCGCAAAACUCACCUUUUUGUUCAGCUCAUCGAAGCAAAACAAUUGCGCAACCAUCACACCGGAGACCACAAAAUAUUUCACAAGAAAUAAUGAGAGCGACAAGUAAUCAUAGUCCAACGCGGCUCGCAUUGUUGAGGUCUUGAAAACAGAGGUCAGACAAAGCAAGAAUGCGCCGCAAAUCCAAGGCGCAACAAGUAUAGUAUUGUGAUGUAAAUUGCUGAUCGGGAAUCCGGCAACAAGCAAGAUUGAAAGGAAUAAAAGUUGGAGAAGAAUGAUGUUUUCAUUGGCGAUUCGAAAUGAAGAGAAUGUCUGAAAAUUUAUGAAAUUUUAAACGAACUGUUCAUAGUUCACAGUUCAUAAUACAUUUUUUUCUGCGUAUUGUUAGUAACAGUCUGUCGGGAAAAUAAUGUGGAUUUGUCGCGCCUUUGAAUCGCGCAUCAUCACUGUGCGACGACUAGCGUCGGCUUGGUAUUUGGUGUGCGACUGCGACGAGCCGAGACAUUUUGCUGCGACCAAUCCACAUUCUUUUCCCGACAAACUCAUUUCAUAAAGUGCGUGGACAUUUCUCCAUUUCGCACAGUGAAAAUCACAAAAUGUCAUUUGCACUAUGCAAAUUUCUGGCGCCGGUAUAGCGAUGUCCAUUGCACUUUACGGGUGUCUCCGUGAAGUUAGACGGGCCAUAUUUGGUGGACAAGAAAUAGGGUGUCUCAGCUUCAAUUUGAUAUAAAUUUUAUAGAAAUUGGUGCAUUGUUGGCGGAGAAAUACUUGAGAAGAGGUUGGGAGUUUCGAGUGGCCCACCCUGUACUAAUAAGCGGCUUACACUCGCAUAGGCGCUAGCCUUGUAACCGGCAAGUCUGAGCAAUCCUUCUUGUUGUAACGAAAAACUUUGUAGUCCAAUUGAAAAUGAGAGGUGUAACAAGUGUGAACGAACGGAAAGUCUGUCGCCCACAUAGGCUUUUCGUAGACUCUGAAACAAUAAAUGACUUGGUUGGGUUACUGUAGGCAUCAAACUUUUGAAUCGGGAUAUUGUUUUGACGUUUCUGGCGAAAUUCUAGAAAAUCCGUCAUCCCGACAUGUUUAACCUGUUUCAAAUAUCAACAAAUCAGUUUGAAAUGCGGUAUACUUCUACUUCAACUAGUUUGUUGUUAUUUGAAACAUGUUAAAUAUGUCAGGAUGACGGAUUUUUUAGAAGUAUCUUGAAACGUCGAAUUUCAACGAUAAACAAGAUUAAUUUCCGAUAAUUUGAAGAUGAACUUACAAUAUUAUAAGCGAUUAAAAGCGGAAUGCAAACAAAUCCUUGUCCAAACAAUAGCCAAUCCCAUAAAUUCCGGUUCAAAAUGACGUCAUAUUCAAAUUUCAUCUUUCAGAUUGCUAAAAGCCGGCAAAUUAACUCCAAUUCCGAACGCUCAGCUGGGCUUGAACGUGGACGUUCGUUCUGAAAAUGUGGAUGUGCCUUGUAAGUGUGAUAUAUUAAGUUGAAGUUAAAAAGUGUCAUGUGUAAUAUAAAUUGUGGUCGAUAUUUGGGAUUGAAGAGGGAAGAAAGUACUGUUUACGAGCUAAGAGAUAUAGAAUGUGAGUGUAAAAUGAGUUUAUGGGCAUUUUCAAACCAAAAAAUGGGUAAAUAUUUGUCAUGGAUAAUAUAAUUUUAAACGAAUUUGGUUGAGACCAAAGCUUAAAAUGGUAGUUCCUGGUUUUAAAUAAAGGAAAAUUACCAAAGAGGGAGCCUAGCUGAGUUUAAACCCCAAUAGAGACAAAAAAUUUUAUCUAGUGUAAUAUAUUUUUUGCUCAUUUUAGCUCUAAAAACCAAUAGAAAUCAUAUUUUUGGUCCGAAAGUUUAAUAAAAUUGACCGCUGAACGUUUAAAAAUCCCCUCUGGCCACCAAAAACAACAAAACUUGCAGUGAAAACUUUGGAUCCCCUGAGGGCGAGCGACUUUUAUCCGACCGACCGCCUCCAAUUCGACGCGUUUGCGGACACAGAUGGCCAUCGGCAAUGCAAAAACCAACUCUAUGUGUACCCAACUGGCCUCUGCUACGGCUCGCAGAAAAGUUUUUCGCGCGCCCGCAACAUCCUCUGCACGGUGCGGUUCCUGCGCCAGAGCAGGCUCCGCCCACAAUUCGUGGAUCUGGCGAAAGGAACGCUGGUCACGGAAAAACACUGCACGGUGCAGUAUCACGACGCCAAUCCCAGCUUCUUCAACGAGAUCCGCGUGGAGUUGCCGGUGGACUUGGAGGAGGACGACCAUUUGAUCUUCGAAUUUUCCCACAUUUCCCUAACCGCAGCCCAAAAAAGCGGAGAUGAGGUGAGAAUUUGGGAUGGAGUUUAUAAUGGAAGACCUGAUCCGGCGCACGUCGAGAAAAAAUAAAACAAAAGCGCUCAAGCAAUCGAAAAUUCUUGGCAUUCUGUUUCAGCGAAAGAAUAAUUUUUUGCUCCAAAUAUAACCUGGUUAAGAAAAUCUCUUCAUUUUGCGCAAUAUUUCGCCUUUCCUCCAACCUCGUCCAAAAAACCCGUCAUUGAGACGGUUUUUUUGGACACUUGCAUAAGCGGAAACAGAAUUCCAACUUUCGUGUUGAUGGAUAACCCCUUGAGUGCAAAAUCUUGCCAUGCGGCGGCUUCAAACAGUACUUCCGAGUUUUUCAAAAUAAAAAUUUUUGGCGGGAAAUGGGAAAUUAAAAUUUUUUUUCUCCCAAAAAAUCAAGGGGAAAUCCAAGAAUACCCAUCCUGCAGUGACGGACCUGAUCCGGUGACAAAAAACGUGCCAUUUUGCAUCCGGGAAGUGUAAAAAAUGCGGCAAAAUACCUCCCUCUCCAAGUGAAAAAACUCCGAGGGGGUAUUUUGCCAUAUUUUUUGAUUCUUCCCGGAUGCAAAAUGGUACGUUUUUGCCACUGGGUCAGGUCCGUCACUGCAGGAUGGGUAUUCUCGGAUUUCCCCCUGAUUUUUUGGGAGAAAAAAAUUUGAAUUUCAAAUUUCCCGCCAAAAAAUUUCAUUUUGAAAAGCUCGAAAAGGCUGUUUGAAAUUGAUCGGGAACUGAUUCUAAAAUGUUUUCGAAGGCAUAAAAAUAAUUUGCCAUCAAUUUUUUGCCUUUCGCCUCAGGGCUUUUGCGUUUUUUAGCCUAUUUUUUGAGAUUUUUGGUCUAAAAUUGAAGAUUUUGUUGAUAUCACCAUUUUACAAAAGGUUUUACUUGUCGUAUGAUGUGGCAUUUUGCUUAAUAUCGCCUUGAAGGGUUAAUCUCAUAUAUUCAUCGUAUUUUGCAACCGAUUUUCAGACCGUCAAUCAAAAAGCCGGAAUUGCCUGGCUUCAGCUGGUAAAACCCGAUAAAAGCUUGGUCUUGAACAACGAUGUUGAUGAAUUUGAACUGCCAGUUGCAACAAACUUACCCACAGAUUAUUUCAAACUGGAUCAGCAUUCAACUCCCAGUCGAAAAGUUAGUUUUGGAAAGGGUUUUGUCUACAGGGUGUUUCGAGAAAUGUGCCGGAAAGUUUUUUUCGAUUUCUUGGCGCUCAGUGACGAUAUCCAAAAAAUUUCUUUUGCAGAAUAAAGAAGAAGAUGGAAGGUUUUUUGUCUAAAAGAAUCAUUUUCUCCGCCAACGCAGAAAGUAGUGUAUUCGGCGGAGACUUUUGAUCGCUUUUUUGGUCAUCAUACCAAUCUUAAACGUUUUUUUUAGAAUUUUGAUGAUGGAAAAGAGGAUGUUUGUGUGUGUUUAUGUAUCCGAAGCUGAGUCAUGUCUUUACCGAAUGCUUGAUAAACAUGAACAUACACAAAUAUACUCUUUUCCAUCAUCAAAAUUCACAAUAAAGCGUUUAAGAUUGGUGUGAUGACCAAAAAAGCGGUCAAAAGUCUCCGCCGAAUACACUACUUUCUGCGUUGGCGGAGGAAAUGAUUCUUUUGGGGGAAGAGCCACCUAUCUUCUUCUUUAUUCUGCAAAAGAAAUUUUUUGGAUAUCUUGACUGAGCGCCGAGAAAUCGGCAAAAACUUUCUGGCACAUUUCUCGAAACACUCUGUAAAAUAAUGUCAAUUUUGACAAAUCUGCUCAUUUUUUUCGUCGAAAAUGCCUUUCAUCUGUGGAUUUUCAGUCCUCAGACGGCUCCAUCAAGUGGGUCGAAGGUGGUAAACCCCUUUUCAAAGUCAAACUUCGCCUUCAUUCCACGUUGUUUUCGUCAAAUCCCCUGUUGAACCGGUUUUUCCAACAAUGUUUGAGCCCGAAUCAGCCAACCCUGAACGUAAAGCCCGAUCUGUUGCUGCAAAUUCCUUUCGAAAGGCUGGAACCACACCUGUUUGUCACGUUGAGCUCACUUUUGCAACUCUUCACCAGGGCCUCGGACCUGAGUUCGGCCGCGAUUUUGACGACCUUGGUGGGGAUUUUGGAGAACUCCACGAAGUGCCAGAAGAAGUCGGAGCUCCGCGAGUUCAUCAAAUUCCAUUUGGCCGUGGGCGGAGAGUUCGAAGUGGACUGCAGAGCGCUCUACGAGGGCCUAUUGGAAGCCGUCGGGAUAUUGGUAAGAUUUUUUGCGAUUUUUUUGUUGAUUUUUAGGAUUUUUUUGGCUGAAAAGGAUCGGAUAUGUCUCUAGAGGGAGCUGUGAGUAUCGAAAGGCUUUUUAUUUUAUAUCAGAAGUAGAUUUUUUUUUUGAUUUUUAAGGAAUUUUAUAUUGUUUUAGGUGAAUUUUGAUCAGAAAAAUGGUCAGAUUGCGAUAUACAGAAGUGAGUAUGUCUAAAAAAGUCGUUUAAACUUUUUUGAACAAGAUUUGAGUAAAAUCCAGGAGCUGCAUUUUGAGCACUCAUCUUUUUUAUAUUGUUUUAGACCAUUUUUGUCCUUUUGGCCAAUUUUUUGCAAAAAUGAGCUUUAAAAUUUUUUGCUCGUGCUUUUCAGAGGGUUUACUGGAUCAUUUAUUCGAUUUAAAUUCUAUUUCAACAAUUUGCAGCUCUCUUCCGCCCAAACUGAGCAGUCCAUCAUCAUCUCCACCUUAUCCCACCUAUGGUUCAUAAUUGAUGUCACAGUGAAGUCCAUGACUCAAACCAUCCUCACCAACGGCUCUCACAAGUACAGUAGACGUCGACGUUUCUCUCAACUCACCUUGGAAGCCAUUGACGCCACUUUCCUCGCGGUUUCCCAGCAAAUUCUCCAAAAUCACCAGAAAUUCGCGGCCGAAACUCGCUCGGCCAAUUUGGCGCUCGCCUACCUCGCAAAACACUCGCUGAACAUCGCGGAUAGAGGCGCGAUCUACGCUUCUUUAUAUGAGAUCAUCAAAAGAUACGACACCAACGAGGUGGGCCUUCCUCGGCACUUCAAACUGGACUUGAUGCAAAUUUUGGUCGGCCACGAACACUGGCUCCCCCUCAACCUCCCCAUGCUCUUCGACUCCAACAACAAACCUCUUUUGGGGCUGGCUGGCACCAAGAUUGACGAUCACGCGCAGGACGGUAGGAGCUUUGAGUUUUUCAAUGUUAACCAUGACGAUUGCCGUGCAAAUUUAAUAUUUUAGCGAUUCGAGUGGCGAAAACCGCACUGAAGACGACUAACAUCUUGUCCAGACUGUUCUUCCAAUUCCUCCCGUCACCGCUAACACAGUCCACACAGAAUAAGAAAAGUUUGUUGGCGGGAUAUUGGGCUAUAUUAUCCAUGAUGGGUUAGGUCAAAAAUUGGAAAAAAUUUUGAGAUUUUUGUGUGGAAUAGAGACUAAUAGAAUGUGCUGGGACUGUUUUAAAUAUUUUUAUUGAUUUUUUCUGUGAAAUCUGCGAAAAAAUGAGAUUUUUUGACCAAAAAAAAUUUUUCGUAUAAAAUGUCGCCGGCCUUCAAAAAUCAAAAUCAUGGUCGCAAAAGAGAGAGAAAUGAAAGAUUCGAGGACGGAACGUCGUUUGUUGUUAUUUUGAUCCAAUUUUUCCUUGUUUUUGAUGCAUUUUUUUAAGAUUCUUAUCAUUUUGUUCGUACAAGGUCCAAUUUGAUCCAAAAAUCGAUCCAGUUUUGCAAAAUUUCCUCUCAACCUAACCUAUUCUGCCCCCUUUUUAGCGGAACUAAACCCGGAGCACUUCAAAUUGGGCAAAACUUUCUGUUCAACGCACUUUUUGGUGGGCCUUCUGCUCCAGGAAUUUGUGGCCGCUCUUCAUGAAAGUAGGGCCUACAGAAGGCUGGUCAUUGCGAUGUUGCGAAACUUGUUGGUCAAGCACAGUCUGGACUUGCGUUAUGAUGGAGCUGUAAGCGUUUUUAAGUCGAUUUUUUUGGGGAAUUUUGGGUCGCGUUAUGCAGAAUUGGAAUUUUAAAUUUGGAAAAUUUUGGUUUAGAAGUUUGACUGAUGUCUCAGAAAAUAAAGAAAAUGAUUUUUUUGAGAGGUUUGGAAAUUUUAGAAAUCGCGUUAUGCAGAAAUAACCGAUUUUUUAGGGUUUUAAUUUCAAUCUUUUUAAAAAUUUUUCUUUGUAAAGAUGAAAAAAUAUGGUUUUUUAAGACAUUUAAAAAAAUUUUAGACCGCGUUAUGCAGAAAUAAUCGAUUUUUGAAAGUUUUUAUUUCAAUUUUUUAAAAGGAUUUUUGCGUUGUAAAAAUUAAAAUUCUGAAUUUUAAAGACGUUUAAAAUUUAUUUUAGACCGCGUUAUGCAGAAAUAAUCGAUUUUUUAGGGUUUUAAUUCAUUUAUUUUUUAAUGAAUUUUGUUUUGUAAAAAUGAAAACUAUGAUUUUUUAAGACACUUCAAAUUUUUUGAAAAUCGCGUUAUGCAGAAAUAUUCGCAAUUUAAGCGAUAAAAUUUACAUUAUUGUAGAGUCAAAGCCGAAUUGCCGUCCUGUACGCCCCAUUUGUGCAGAUCCUCAUCGAACACGUGGAUGAAUUCGAAAUUUUCGGCAAAUUGGAGGACUCGGAACGCGCGGAGGAGCGCAAAGAAAGCGUAAAAUUCGACUACGCCCAAUCCACCGCCAGAUCCAUCCUUUCCAAGGACAUCUCAACGCUGAACGGCGCCUCCGGCCGCGCGGCCACCAACAAUUUCAACGGCAAAGUCUCUCAAUUUACGGAAAAAUUGGACCUAAACGAAGCGAGAGACUUGAUCCUAUGCGUUCUAUAUAUCUUAAAUAACCUCCCGAAACAGGUGACCGUGUCGCUGGCCUUCAACCAACAGACCAGCGAGGCCUUCGACAAGAAGGAGGACGACUUUCUGGCCAUGAUCAACCUGCUCAAAGUGUCGCUGACCCUCUUUCGGUCCCAUCAAAAGUCCGGCUUCCCCACCAUAAAACACCCGAGUUUACCAAGCAAAGAACAGAAAAGUUUGUCCGCAAAACAGCUCAAGAAAUUGUUCAUCCAAGACAGUCAUCUCAGCCAGGAAGUCGCUCUAAUUGUCUUGGAUGUAGCUCAUAAUUUGGCCGAGUUUGUCGCGGUAAGUGGGUCAAGGAGAAUAUAAUUGAAAAUUUGAUGGGUUUUAGAGAUUUUGAAGUCGAUUUUGGAGGUUUAAAUAGUAGUUUGAGGCUGGAUUUAUCAGCCAGGUGAAAUUUUAGGGCAUUUGGAACGAAAUUUUUUUGAAUUUUUGUUUUCCCGCCAAAUUUUGGCAUUCUGUUAUGAGCACCGAACUCGCGGUAAAUAAGCUAGAAAUUGGGUUUAGUUGUAGCCAUUGGCCUUAUUUUUUAUGAAAACCCUCACAAACAAUGAAGUUUUCGCGCAAAUUUUUGAAUUUUUGUUUUCCCGCCAAGUUUGGCAUUCUGUUAUAGGCACCGAAAUCGCAGUAAAUAAGCUAGAAAUCGGAUUUAAUUGAAGCCGUUAGCCUUAUUUUUUACGAAAACCCUCAGAAACAAUGAGACUUUGGCACAACUGUUUGAAUUUCCCGCUUCCCGCCAAAUUUUGGCAUUCUGUUAUAGGCGCGGAUUUUUUUUUUUUUUUUUUUGAUUUUUAUUGAAAAUUUUGUCCGAAUUUGGAUUCGAAACUGCUUUAAAAUAAAUGAAAUUUGUUUUUAGGGCCGUUGGAACGGCAGUCAGCUGGAUGCCGAACAAGAACGCAAAGCUUUCCUCGGAAUUAUUGACCUUAUCCUGGAUUUAGUGGGCGAUCAGUGGCCGGAAGGAGUCCGACUGAAUGCCCUAAACACUCUGGGAAUGUUCAUAGAAUUGUUCUCGAAUCAACUGUCCUCGGAUCGAAGCAACGAGGCCUUGCCGAAACUCUGUCAGCGCUUAUUGUUGUUGUUGAACAGCCGAUUGGAGAAAGUUCAGUGUGCAGCCGCGGCAAUUCUCCACUUGCUCAUCCGACAGGGCUUCAAUGUGACCUUUGAGGAGUAUGGUAAGGGCUGAAACGAUUUUUUCAAAUUUUUGUUGGGCGCUUUACGCAGUAAAACGAGAAUUAUGGAGGAAAAACGUAAAUUUUAGGGAAGAAAAACGUGAAUUGAUAAAAUACCUUGAAUUUAUUGCAACCCAGGAAUGGUAUAGUGAUUAUAGAGAAAAAAUAAAGCAUUUUAUGUGUGCUGGGUGACAUCUUAUACGAAAUUUUUUCGAAUUUUGAGGUCUAAACAUGAUUUAUGGAUAAAAACGUAAAGUUUAUGGAGGAAAAACGUAAAUGGUUGAAAAAACACAAAUGGCCCGUUGAAUUGCCGAGAUUUAAUUUGAAAAAGCAUACUGUAGGUGUAUUAGCCAAUUUUUUAAAAUUGAGUGACAUUUCAUACAAAAAAAAAUUUUUUUUGAAAUUUUUUUGUUAGAUUGGGUGUAAAAUAGAGGUCAGAAGGUAGUAAAAUCCUUAACAAAGUGGUGUCUAUUAUUUUUGCCCAACUAAAUUUCAAAUUCCAGCGAAAAAAAUGGAUUUCUUUGAGCUUUUAUGGAUGAAAAACGUGAUUAUGGAUAAAAACGUAAAUUUUAGGGAGGAAAAACGUAAAUGGUUGAAAAUACACAAAUAACUUGGUAAAUUACAGCAAUCCAAGUUGGAAUCGCGUUCUCUAGGAGUAUUAGGCUAUUUGUUUAAAUUGAGUGACAUUUUAUACGAAAAAUUUUUUUUUUGAAAAAUUUUUUUUUUCUAAAUUGGGGGAAUAUGUAAUAAGGAGAUGUGUAUUUUUUUACCCAAAUAAAAUUUUCGAAUUCCAGCGAAACAAGUGGAUUCCCAGCCGAAUUCGGUCCGCCUGCCCAACGAAGGCAAGGCGUCGGCGGAUUGGCUGGGCAACGCCGGCCUCCAAAUCACCAUCGCGUUGGCCUACCUCCUCGGACAGAACGAAUUGUCCGCCGACUCGCCGCGCUUCGAACACGGCAUUCAUUUGUUCGAGAGUUUGACGGCAAAUCAACUGGACCAAAAAUUGGAAUUGUUCAAGAGAUCUGCGCAAGACCUUGCGACACAACUCAGAGACAUUGUAAAGGCAACCAUGUCGAUCACGGAGGCCAGAAAUGAUCCGGUGAGCUUUGAAUUUUGAAUUUUUUUUUUGAUUUUUUCAAAAAAUUGAAAAUUUUGGUGAUUUUUGGAAAUUUUUGGAAGUUUUUGCGUGUAAAAGGUAUUUUAGAGAGACGAAAAAACAAGAGGAAGGCUUGAGAUUUAUUAUGGGCCACUUUAUUUUUCCAGAAAGUUCUAAAUUUGAGGUUAAAAUACGAUUUUUUUUCUUCUGGACGCAAUUUUUUAAAUUUUCCAUUUUUUUCGUCCAAAAUUUUGUUAUAAACAAAAAAUUUUUAUUUCAAAAUAACCCUUGAGGCUUGACAAAUAAUGACAUUAAUCGGAUUUUACUGAAAAUUUCUUUUUUAUAUAACUUUAGACAUGAAAAUCGCGAAAUUUUGGAAAAUUUUUGGUUUUCCUCCUAAAAAUCGGUCAUUUUUCACCAGAUUUUUCACCAAAAAAUUUUAGGUCCGACUAGCCGAGCUUCAUGUGAAAUUGGCCGACAGUUACCGCGGCUCUCCGGCCCUGAGGGCCGCUUGGUUUGACACACUCGCUCAAAUCCACCGAGCCGAACACUGGUUCUCGGAAGCGGCCGUUUGCCAAGCCCAUUGCGUCGCGAUCAUUGCGAAACAACUCAAGGCCAGAGGUGGGUUCGAAUGCUUCUAUUUAGACCCUAUUUGAUUUUUAUUAAUCAAAAUUUUUUUCAGAAAAAAUUGACAUUGAUUUAAGUCUGCUGUCAUGUCUAAAUCAUCAAAUUUUGGAAGACGAAAGGGUCAAUGAGCUGGAACUCCCUCUCUGGCACAGUGGAAAUUUCACAAUAGUAAGCUGGAACAGCUUUUUUUGGAGAGGAGAUCGAAAAAAUUCGCCAAAAAUUACCUUAUUUUAGGACGCAUUCACCUCCAAGGUCGAGGAAACCGUGAAAGUUUUGAUUGAUGCCGAAAGAUACGAAGCUGUGGGCCCGAUUUAUCGUAUGGCCAUCCCACUGCACGAAAACGCCUUCAACAACAAGGCGUUGACCAGCGUCUACGCCGAGCUACAUCAGGCCUACUCCAGAGCGGCCGAAAUUCAGACCAGCCGCAAACGACAUUUGGGCUCGUAUUUCCGAGUAAUUUUACACUCCACGAUCCAUUUCGGCGACGAACAUCAAUCUGCAUGGAUAUAUAAGGAACCGGCAUUGACGAGUCUGGCCGAAGAAAGCGAACGAAUGGUCAGGUUGUUCCGGAAAAUUUUGAGGUAAGGAAAUGCCAAGUGUAAGGUGAAAAUCGAGAUUUUUUGAAGGAUUUUUGGAGGGAUUUGGAGUUUUUGGGAAAGAUUGAGACUUGUUUGGACAUUUGAUUGCAGAAUAAAAUGAUUUGAGGAACGAUUUUUAAUAAAAUUAUCUUAUCCAUGACAUCCGAAAGUUUUUGAUGAUUUAGAUGAUUUUUGAUGGAUUUUGGAGGGAUUUGGAGUUUUUGGGAAAGAUUGAGACUUAUUUGGACAUUUGAUAGCAGAAUAAAAUGAUUUGGAGAGGAAUUUGUGGUAAAAUUAUGUUAUACAUGACAUCCGAUAAUUUUUGAUGGUUUAGACAAUUUUUGACGGAUUUUUGGAGGGAUUUGGAGUUUUUAGGAAAGAUUGAGACUUGUUUGGGCAUUUGAUAGCCGAAUAAAAUUAUUUGGAGUGGAAUUUGUGGUAAAAUUAUGUUAUCCAUGACAUCCGAUAGUUUUUGAUGAUUUAGAUAAUUUUUGAUGGAUUCUUGGAGGGCUGUGGAGUUUUUGGGACGGAUUGAGACUUGUUUGGACAUUUGAUAGCUGAAUAAAAUGAUUUGAAGAACGAUUUUUAAUGAAAUUAUAUUAUCCAUGACAUCCGAUAGUUUUUGAUGAUUUAGAUAAUUUUUGAUGGGUUUAUGGAAGGCUUUGGAGUUUUUAAGGCAUACUGGGACUUGUUUAGAUGUUUGGUAGCAAAAUCAAAUUAUUUGAGGAAAGAUUUUUGGUAAAAUUAUCUUAUCCAUGACAUCUGAUAGUUUUUGAUGAUUUAGAUCAUUUUUUAUGGAUUUUUGAGGAAAUAUUGAAUGAAAUGGAUAUUUUGGUAUUUGUAAGGCUCUGAAAUAGCAAAAAAAUAAAGAUUGUCCAACAAAUUGGAUAAAAUAAUGUUAUCCAUGAGAUCAGACAAAACUUGAUGAUUUAGAUAAUUUUUGAAAGAGUUUUGAAAUGUUUGAAGGUUAAUGUGAUAGUUUUUGACUUGUUGAAGCUUUAUGUAGCAAAAUAACAUGGGUUUAGGAGGAAAAAUAGGAUCAAUUUAUAUUAUCCAUCACAACUUUUUGAAAAAAUUUUGAUUAUUUUGUGGAUUUUUCGAAGAAUUUUUUGGUGAUUUUAAUCGCAAUUAUUUGUUAGGGCUUAUUUAGUGAUAUGGGAUGGUAUUUUGCAGAAUUUGAAAAAAAAAAUUUGAGGUGAUUUUAUAUUAUCCAUGGAAAAAUUGCCGAUUGAGUACUGAAAAUUUUUUUUAAAAUACGUGAAACAUAUAUUUUCCUCGAUAUUUCAGGACCGAAAAAGUCCGAUUCCUCACGGACGCCGAGGUUUCGAUCGAUCUGGACCCCUCCAUCGCUCACAUUCAACUUACUCAUGUGGAUCCACUCCUCGGCGACCAAGACGAUCAGAUCGACUUCGCCAAACACCUGAAGCAAACCGACUCGGCGGACGUGAAUUACAGCGCGCACACGAAUAUCAGCAAUUUUUAUUUCGAAAAACCAUUAAUUGAGCCGAUCAACGAAGAGUCCAACGAAAAGGUCCCGGAACAGGCAAGGUUGGCGCUAAAAAGAGUGUUUUUGAAGAGUAAGUGAUGGAAGAAUUGGUAAUGGAGACUUUGAAGCCAUUUGGAACAGAUUAGAGGCGAUUUUAAGCCCUUGAAACAGAAUGCCAAGAUUUUUGAAAAAGCGCGGGAAAAUCAAAAUUCAAAUUUGGUUUUACGAAUUUGAAGAGAUUAUGAAUUUUAUGGCGCUUAGGAAGAGUUUUUUCUUUGAAAGUAAUUUUAUUUUUAAUUAUAUUCGAUCUAAAAAAAGCUUAAAAAAUUGAAAUUUGAAUUUCCCGCCAAAUUUUUAAAUUCUUGGCGUUAUAUUUCAGUCCCGAAAUUAUACUGUAAAAGCCUAUUUAAUGAUGUAACGGUGAUUUUGAAGUCAUUUGGGAUGGUUUGGAGGCCAUUUUAAGCCCUUGAAACAGAAUGCCAAGAUUUUUGAAAAAGCGCGGGAAAAUGAAAAUUUAUUUAUUUAUUUUUUUUUUGGGAAUUUGGUGAAUUUAUGGAUACAGUGGCCGAAGAUUUUUUUUUGAAGAUAUUUUUUUAUUUUUUCGAUGGAAAAAAUUUGAAAUUUGAAUUUCCCGCCAAAUUUUUUAGUUCUUGGCAUUCUGUUUCAGCCCUAAGAUUAGGCGAUAUAAGCCUAGUUAAUUACGUUUGUGCCCCGUUUCAGCCAAAGAAACCUUCCCCAACACCCGGAGACGACUGCCGAUCAUCAAAAUCUCCGAGGAAAUCCUAAGCCCACUGGAGUUGGCGUGCGAAAACUUGAUCAAGAAGGCCUCCCAAAUCCAACAGGUCCUCUCAUCGGCCGGAAUAGGCGCCACUGGCCCCGUGGACCGCUCAAAACUGCAGGCGCUGGACAUGAAGGGCCUUCAGUGCUUGCUGCAAGGCUCAGUUAGUCCCACCGUGAAUGUGGGGGUUUUGGCCUACGCUGAAGCCUUCACUUCCGACUCUCAGCGAUCGAAGUAUGGAGUAGAAGGCAUGGAAAGGCUCAAACAGUCGUUUAAGUAAGUUUUGGAGGAGGUUUAAAUCGAAAAAUGGAGGAAUUUUGAGAUUUCAAGCGAAUUUUUGGUCAUGAUCAAGGACAACACAAAUUUUUUCAAUUUUUUAGAGUGUUCAUGGCUCAAUUAGCUCGCGCUUUAAUGGUGAACGAGUUGGCUGUUGCGGAGGACCAAGCCGAGUAUCAGAUUAUGCUCAAAAAUUCCUUCGAUGGCAUGCUCGAAAGACUUUGCACCUUUUUUGAUGGAGAAAAUGUAAGUUGCUAAAAAAUUUCGGAUUUUACUGGGUAUAAAAAUAAGAAAUGUUAAUCUUUGAAGACAUUGGACGUUUUAAAAUUUAUUUUUAGACGGGUUUUCGUAAAUUUUGACGGUUUGCUAUUUUCCAAUAAUUUUUGUGACAUUUCGUCAAAUUGGUGGAAACCCGGUUUUUUGAAGGGAAUACAGGGCUGAAUUAAAAAGAAGAGAGUCUGUGGAGAAUAGCGAAUCAAUUUUUUCAAUUUUUUUACUUUUUUUAAUUGGGAAAUUACCUUAUUUUAGGGGUAAAGAUACUUCGCCUCAAGAAAAUUGAGAAAAAAGGUCAUUUUGGAAGAAUUUAGUGGGUGAGAAGUGGCUAAAAAGACUGUAAAUUCUGCGUAUAGGUGUCAUACUCAUUUUACGUUUCAGUUCCUCCCGGACAACGUCAAUCCUUUCGUGACGAAGCCCAAAAACGAAUCCAAUGACCCAAUACCUCCGAAAAGUUCCUACAUUCUCGACUCAAUCAGCGGAAUCCCUCAUCGAUUGUAA
Messenger RNA from Bursaphelenchus xylophilus (pine wood nematode), 22073 nucleotides. NCBI's taxonomy places the organism in Eukaryota, Metazoa, Nematoda, Chromadorea, Rhabditida, Aphelenchoididae. The record is from the annotation of a GenBank genome assembly.